Messenger RNA from Aedes aegypti (yellow fever mosquito), 2008 nucleotides. Its product is annotated as tubulin gamma-1 chain. Gene Ontology annotation, biological process: mitotic spindle organization; cytoplasmic microtubule organization; microtubule nucleation. The coding region runs from base 190 to 1554 and encodes 454 amino acids. NCBI's taxonomy places the organism in Eukaryota, Metazoa, Arthropoda, Insecta, Diptera, Culicidae. The record is from RefSeq and is a predicted model, not a curated record. Gene Ontology annotation, molecular function: structural constituent of cytoskeleton; GTP binding. The transcript has 3 exons. Gene Ontology annotation, cellular component: gamma-tubulin complex; spindle; centrosome.
AACAGAGUAACGACAUAAAUUCAAAAAGUUCAAGUUCACCACACAUUUCAAGCGCAAGUUUUCGGAAAAUCUCAAACAAAGCUGUUUUUCUCAUGUUUUUCGUUGAUUUAAAAAAAGAUUCAAUAAUUUCCCAGUAGUUUCCGCUAGUGUCAUUGUGAAUUUACAUAAAUAGUCCAACAUCCAGCGGAAAUGCCCAGCGAAAUCAUCACUUUGCAGCUGGGCCAGUGCGGCAAUCAGAUUGGAUUCGAGUUUUGGAAACGGCUCUGCUUGGAACAUGGGAUUUCACCGUCCGGUGUGCUGCAAGAUUUCGCCACAGAUGGCAUCGACCGGAAGGAUGUGUUUUUCUACCAGGCAGAUGACGAUCACUACAUUCCCCGGGCGGUGCUCCUGGAUCUGGAACCACGAGUCAUCCAUACCAUCAUGACAUCACCGUAUGCUAAGCUAUACAACCCAGAGAACGUUUAUCUAUCGAAAGAUGGAGGAGGCGCUGGUAACAAUUGGGCUUCCGGAUUCAGUCAGGGCGAGAAGCUGCACGAGGAAGUAUUCGAUAUCAUUGAUCGAGAAGCCGAUGGCAGUGACAGCUUGGAGGGAUUCGUCCUUUGCCACUCAAUUGCCGGAGGAACCGGUUCCGGUAUGGGUUCAUACAUAAUGGAAAGACUGUCGGAUCAUUUCCCCAAGAAGCUUGUACAGACAUAUAGUGUCUUUCCGAAUCAAGAUGAGAUUAGUGACGUUGUAGUUCAGCCCUAUAACAGUUUGCUGACGUUGAAGAGACUCACAAGUUGCGCUGAUUGCGUCGUCGUUUUGGACAACACUGCGUUGAAUAGGAUUGCAACGGACAGGCUUCACCUGGAGAAUCCUAGCUUCACUCAAAUCAAUACUCUAGUCUCGACGAUCAUGUCUGUUAGCACUACGACUCUUCGGUAUCCUUCCUAUAUGAACAACAAUUUGAUCGAGUUGAUAGCUCCACUCAUUCCGACUUCUCAGUUACAUUUCCUCAUGACGGGGUACACUCCACUGGCCACCGAUACGGACACCGUUAGCGUGCAGAAAACCACCGUUCUCGACGUGAUGCGACGUUUACUUCAACCAAAGAAUAUGAUGGUGUCCACUGGCCCCGAUAAGACCAACCACCACCGUUACAUCUCGAUCCUGAACAUCAUUCAAGGGGAGGUCAAUCCAACUCAGGUGCACAAAUCGAUUCAACGUAUCCGGGAGCGCAAAUUGGCCCAAUUUAUCAACUGGGGACCGGCCAGCAUUCAAGUGGCUCUGUCCCGCAGCAGUCCCUACGUACAAAGCACUCAUCGGGUGUCCGGUCUGAUGCUCGCCAAUCACACCAGCAUCUGUUCCCUGUUCGAACGGGCACUCAAUCAGUAUGACAAACUUUGCAAGCGAGGCGCUUUCCUGGAUCAGUUCAAACGGGAGGAUAAAUUCAAGGACGAUCUCAGCGAGUUCGAUGAGAGCCGGGACGUCGUCGAUGCGCUGGUACAGGAAUAUGAGGCCGCCACCCAGGCGAACUAUCUCAGCUGGCAUGCAAAGAAAGCCACCGGCGAGUAAGAGUACGUUGGAGUUUUGAGUCUUAUAUUCCUCCUUUCUUACGAUGCGAGCGCUUCUGUAGCUUUGCAUGAUAAGAUUCUCAUAGCGCCCUGUAUUGCCGCGCUUCACGAUAUAAAACAGAAAGGCUAACGGUCUUGCCUUUGACGUUCAACUAUUUCUCAUUACUGUUACAAACGAAAAAGCGCACCAAACGUUAUAGAAAGUAUCAUCCCCUUUUGAAGGACCGUCGCAAGGGAAUCUCCAGUGAAUCAUCAAAUCGUUAAACUCCCUAGCAUUACUUACCUACUGUUUGUGGAACGAAAUGUACAUUGAUUGUAGAAUUUAAACCCAACGGGGUGAAUGUAGUGCUCUCUCUACGUUUCGGAGUAUCGGAAACAUCCGUAUACAAUUAGGUGUAUGUAACCGUUGAAAGAUGCACGUGCAUGUUGUCAAUAAAAUAGUGUUAUAAUCAUAA